UUAAUGCUGAUUAUUUGCAUCCAUCUAAUAGUUUGUCUGCUAGUUGCACCGCGAAAUAGUCUUUUCUGCUGAGCACUGUUCACUUUCUAACAUGGUGAGAUAUCGGUGGUUAAUAACAACCCUUGUGAUCUUUUCAAUAAUAGAGCUGGAAGCAGGCGAUUGCAGCAAACAUUUUACCGAAAUAAACGAUUGUGAUGAUAGUGAUCGGCGGGCAGAAAGUUUAAGAAAUGUGAAUUUCUUGGUUGGGAUCGCAGAACGCGGCGCGAAUGCCAGGAAUGAGAUUAGUAGUGAAGUACGCGAGUGUGCCAAGGAUUUAAGGAUAUUUUUGGAAGCAGUUGACACUGGUGAAACUUGGGCAACAAAAAUGAUCGAUGCGUUUGGUAAUAUGCCCCGGUCAUUUAUUUGGGGGAAUAAUUUUUGGUUCUCCUCGCCUGAACUCUGCUCAGAUAUUAAUGAACCAUUAUACAUCUCAUUAUCACCGAGUAUUCCGCGCAUAACUAAUAAGAAUUUGAUGAAUAUGACGAGCCCUUUCAAAGUUCAUUUUCAAAUGGUCUACUUUAACUAUACCACUCCGAUGCAGGCAGACUUGAAACAACAACAUGAGCCGCACAUAGAGAUUGGACUAUGUGUUCCAGUACAAUGUCCCAAAGAGGCCAUCACAAAUUGGGCACAAAAGUAUUUUGAGGAUAAUCGGUUUAUUCCUCAACGCAUAUAUGAUAUCAAUAUGACCACUGUCGAUAGCAAAGUGCCAGAAUUUAAGUCAGAAAUUUUCUCUAGCACUGGAUUUAUUCUAUUUACGUUAAUUGUUGUCACAGUAUCAUCACUAGCAGGCUUGGCUGAGAUUAUGUGCAUCUUGAAGCAGAGGCGCUCGGAAACGCACGAUAAGGAUACAGUCGCAACGGAAACUUUUCGAGGUGAAAAGUUUCUGAGGUGCUUUUCUUUGCGAGAAAAUGUCCCACGUGUACUACAGGCGACAGCACCCAAGGAAUUCGUAUCUAUUUUGGCCGGAUUAAGGACAAUUGUUUGCCUCUGGGUUACUUUACUGCACAUCUUUUACUUUUCAAUGUUUACCAUGGAUAACAUCCUAUUCCUAUAUGCGACAGGGGAAACUUUCAUCCAGCAGCCAGUUUUUCAAGCCUGCUACUAUGUAGAUGUAUUUUUUACCGUUAGUGCGUUUCUGAUGACAUACAAUCUUUUAUCGAAUAAGCAGCGUGUUUGUGAGAUAAAGUCGAACAAAUGGUUUCAGAACUUGAAAUUGUAUAUGAAAUUUGUCAUUCAUCGAAUCUUCAGGUUGACACCUGUGUUGGUAUUGACUUUAGUUGCCAGCGAUUUCGUUUAUGACAUUGUCGACAUGAGCUCCCCUUUCUAUUUGAAUGAAGACCACGACUUAUAUUGUAAAAAGAAUUGGUGGUACACUUUAUUAUAUAUCAACAAUGGCUUGUCUAUAAGGAAAAUGUGUUUAACCUGGUCCUGGUACCUUGCUUGUGAAAUGCAGUUUUAUAUAUUCUUCCUUGCCAUUAUUUUUAUUUAUAUCAAAAACGAAACUGUCGGAAAAGCGAUCUUCAUAACAAGCACGCUAGUAUUGAUGACGGUCAGCUUCCUUUGCUACUAUUCGAACUGGAAUAACUUUCCAAUUUGAUGUAAUGAGUGUAACAGCAGAAAACGUUUAUAUAAAACCUUGGACCAGGAUACCACCAUACUUUGCCGGAGUCUUAACGGGUUGGUUUUUAUAUCGGACCAGAACCUCAACUAUAAAACUAAGCGAGUUCAC
This is a messenger RNA of Hermetia illucens (black soldier fly), 1771 nucleotides long. Its product is annotated as nose resistant to fluoxetine protein 6-like. The transcript is spliced from 8 exons. The record is from RefSeq and is a predicted model, not a curated record. Lineage: Eukaryota; Metazoa; Arthropoda; Insecta; Diptera; Stratiomyidae. Gene Ontology annotation, molecular function: acyltransferase activity, transferring groups other than amino-acyl groups. The coding region runs from base 92 to 1639 and encodes 515 amino acids.